ACGGUCGUGUUUUUACACCAUGAGUAGGGAGCUGCAAUUCCGCCGCUAGCUUCCCAUUGCCGCCAUCAUCUCCCGGGGUAGAUUUGUAAUGGCAUGCAUACAGAAUUAGCUGUAUCGUUCCAAAAACUGCUCCAAAACCAUUCCCAAUCUACACAGAUGAAGUAGAGGGUAAAACUAAAGAAAUUGAGAGUAAAUGGGCUGAAGUGACAAAAGUUGAAAACAUCAAGUCUGAUUCCAUGAUUUCCCCAUUUCAAAGACCAGAAUUGAAUUUGUCUUCUGCAUACACAUGGAAAAACAUGGUGGGCUUUAUCUCAUUGUGGAGAUAAGAUGGGCUUAAAAGAAAAGAAGGGCACGAAGAGGCACAUUAUGGAAUAUAAAAAGGGGCAGCCGCUGGAGACUUGGGGAAAUCAAAGAGACUUCCGAGAGAAAUCAAAGAGGCAGCCGGCAGAGAGCUUUGAGGCGAGUUUGAGGCAGAGCUUGCGCAGAUUCUGUGUGAGUAACGGCAGACGCAAAGGCAGCCACUGGGACACCUCAAUCGAAAACAAAGGGGACAAGCGCGACAGUGAAGGGCUCCAGAUCUGAGUUUCACAAAUUGGGUUUUUGCUCUUCUAAACUUAUUUUUUCCUUUGUUUGGAUAUGGAAUUGUGGUUCAUCAAUUUAAACUCAGAUUUUAUCAUGUUUAGUAUGAACUAAUUUUGCCAUCUAAGGCUACGAUGUAGCCUAAUCAAUUUAAUAUAGAAUUUCAUGAUUUUUAUAUUUUCAAGGGUUAUUAUUUCAUGUUGAGUAUAUAUUAUUGUUCUUAAUGCUUUUUGAUGAUUGGCCACCAUUAAAACUAAUUUUAAGAGCAUAAUUGAGACCGAGAGGAAAUUUUAUGCAAUAGCUUUUAGUAAUAUAUACCAUGAAUUGAACGAAAGCCAGAGAUGGACCAACGUGAUUUGUGCAGCAUUAGUGAUAAGUGGACUUAAUUUUCUACGUAAACUAGGGAAUUUCAUAGAACAUAAUGUGUCUUUAUCUAUUUAAAUUCACAUAGAGAUAUAGUGGGUUAAUAGGUGAAGAUAGGUUUGGUAUAACUUGAGAAAGUAUAUUGAAUAAAUUAGGAAAUCCCGCUGUCACAUGAAUAAUAAAUACCUUGGAAGUAU
This is a messenger RNA of Rubroshorea leprosula, 1139 nucleotides long. The record is from the annotation of a GenBank genome assembly. Lineage: Eukaryota; Viridiplantae; Streptophyta; Magnoliopsida; Malvales; Dipterocarpaceae.